AUGGGAAGAGAAGCACCGUCACAAUCAGAGAUGACAGAUAGAUCAUGUGAGGGCCUGUUUGUUUUCCUUCUGACUCAGUCCAGUCAAACUUUUUCUCAUACUCGGUUAAAAUCUCAUUUGAGGCGACUUAUUCCUUCUCCUUCCCCCUCAAAACAUUUAAGAACUCCUCCCACCUUAGACCUUUUCACCAGAUCCUCCUACCUCAGACCAAAGCCUUCGUCACCUCCUCCAAUAUCGUCGCCUCGCCUUAGCUCCGACCUCCUUCCAACAGUGAAUGUGUGGACUCAUACUGCAACUGUGACCCCUGACCUUGAACAUCGUGAAUUUAUAAAGGAAUUGAAGCAGCUGCACAAGGCUCAUGAUGAUAAGGAACUAUUUGGAAUGGCAGUGACGACACAACCAAAAGAUGAGACUGCAGUUAAAUUGAAUGAAUUGAAUGAAAAAAGAAGAGACAAGCCAAAAUUUGAGAAAGAAAUAGAUUGUUGUCUUGUGACAAGUACUAGUGAUCAAGCACAUGAAUGUGCAUUAAAGGUGGAAAGUUGUGAAGAAGCUAUGUCUGAUACUGGUAUAAUGGUUAGGAGGAAGAGGAAAGCUUCCAUACAAAAGGGUAAGGGACAAAAUGGAAAUAAAGGAUCUGAAAAUAAGGGCAGGACAAAAGUGAUAUCCUCUGAUAGUAAGAAGAUUGCAAAAAUGAGGAAACAAAAGUUGUUGAAGAAGUUGAUAACUCAGAUGAUAUUUCAGGUAGUUGUGUGGAUGGAAAUGACCUGGGAGAUGGAGGUGCUCUGUGGGACAUAUUUCAGAGGGAUGAUUCUCCUAAACUCAAGGAAUAUAUCAAAAAACACUUCAAAGAGUUUAGGCAUAUAUUUUGUAGACCAGUGGAGUAGGUAG
Messenger RNA from Lactuca saligna, 888 nucleotides. NCBI's taxonomy places the organism in Eukaryota, Viridiplantae, Streptophyta, Magnoliopsida, Asterales, Asteraceae. The record is from the annotation of a GenBank genome assembly.